AUGCCGGCGCGGCCAUCGAGAAAAGAAUGGCCCGCCAAAUCAACGACGUCGCUGAGGCGCGAGGCUCCUCCAGAACGGGAGCAAGCAAGUAGACGGGCGCGCCGCGCGUCACCCGUGCAGAAACAGCCCGAACUGCUCGAAGCGCUCGAGAAGCUGGAAAAGCAAAGCCGAGAGCUACGCGAUGCGCGCACCAAAAACAACGCGCUACACGAGCGGCUCCUGCAAGCGGAGCAGAAGCACUCCAACGAGCAACUGCAAAAUCGGAGUGAGAUGGAACAACUGUCCGUGCUGCUGGGAAAAAUGGUGGGCACGGUGGAGGAAGGAAUGAGUCGGAUGUCCGAGGAGAACGAGCUUCUCAAGGACGAAAACAACGCGCUACACGGACGGCUCCAGCAGGCGGAACAGAGGUACUCCAACGAGCAGCUGCGAAGUCGGAAGUACAUUCAGCAACGCGCCGCGGUGCAGGAACAAAUUAUGGGCGAGGUGAAGGAAGAAGUGGAUCAGCUGCGCAAGGAGAACGAGCUCCUUAAGGAACAGUACGAAGCGCGGUUGGCGCGCUAUGAUGAGGAAAUUGCCGAUGUGGAACGCGAAGCCAAAGAGACGAUCGGUAGGCUCGGCCGAGCAAAUGCACAGCUUACCAAUCAGCUGCAUCAGCUGAUGACAUGCCAGGCCAAGCCCAUAACCAUCGCCGGCCUCGGUGCGGCUACCUUGGAGAAGGAGGCGAGCGAAAGGCCCCGCACGGCCAACGUGAAACCGAUGACAGUCCCAACCGGUCAGCAGGCUGCAACCGUUACACUGCGCCGCAUCAGUGAAACGUCACUGGCCAGCAUUCGCCCAAUGGCAGUCGGUAGCCGAACGACGGCCAAUUUACCAACACGCCAAACGGCCAACGACAGCAGGUUGGAUCGGCACGACGCACCGUUGCUGCCAUCGAAACCGCGGCCCGAGAUGUGCGAGGCCAUGCACGCUCAGGAGUGCUCAAGCCUGAAGAGCCUGCCCGAGUGUGAUGACGCCUCGACGACCGGUUCCGUAUCAAGGGACGAUCACCUGAUCUCACCAUCACGUCCAACCACCGGUCUGCAUGCCCUCUACCACUGGGUGCGCUCGACGAGCAACAAGUUUCGCCGAGUCGUCUGGGACCGUGCUAAGGACGGACCAGUGAAGGCGAGCGCCACCAGGGCUAACGCCCAACAGGAUUACUGCGAGCUGUCCGACCUGGCGCCCUCGCAACCGGAGAUUCGUCCAACACGCG
Molecule: messenger RNA, 1252 nt
Organism: Anopheles cruzii
Lineage: Eukaryota; Metazoa; Arthropoda; Insecta; Diptera; Culicidae
Exons: 2
Source: RefSeq, a predicted model, not a curated record